CCUCCCGCCAGCUGCCUCUGCUGUCGUGGUGGGCAGGGUUCAGGGGUAGUUGGCUCAAGAGCCUGUUAACUAUGACUCUACAAAUCCCAGCCUGCACUCAUUUAUUUAUUUGUUUUCAGUGGUCAAGUCCUUGAGGAGCUUUAACGUUGACACUGGCAAGACGUGGAUCACACCACACACAGCCUCUUUGUUGUGGCCCACGGUUCGUCAGCACUCGGAUGGGAACACAACCACGAUUUUGGCUACUUCCUCAUCAGACAAGGGGCUGGGCAGGCUGAGGAAGUGCACUGUUUUGCAGGAGGAGAUCCAGUGCCAGGAGAUACCUCUGCGAGGAAAGAUUAAAGGCUCCAGAAACGUCCAGGAUGGUGGCAUAGCUAUUGACAGCAAUUCAGAUUGGAUCCUGGCUUGCCUGCAGAAGAAGCACCGCCGAGCCUUCGCCACUACGGAGGACAUGAACGGAGUCUGUACUCUGCUCACCACCAACUUACGCAGCUCAGCUUUCCUCAACCUCACCAAGAUGGUUGAGACCAAAUUAACCAGCAUUCCAAGUAAAAACAGCAGAGAGAAGAUUACUGACACCAGCAGCUCUGUCAGCACAGACACCACCAGCGCUUGUGGUGAGCUCUUUGGCAGCGUGGGGAACAACCACAUGUGCAAAGAACUGGGAGCAGAGAUUGCUGUUAUUCUGGGUGGAUCAGAGAACACCGAGCCAGAUGAUUUCCAAAAUGCCAAGACAUCUGUCCUCAAUAUGAUGAAGUCAAUGUGGCAGAAAUGCUCAAAGAUCAGGUUUGCUGUGGUGCAGUAUGGAGCACAGAUCCAAACUGAACUGAGCCUGCGAGAAAGCUGCGACAGACUAACUGCUUUCUUCAAAGUCCGAAACAUUAAGCAGCAGAGCUCACGGACUGACAUUGCAGCCACGCUGCAGCAUGUGUUGGAUAAAGUCUUUGAUGAAAGCCGUGACUCCAGCCGGACGGGUGACAAGAUAAUCAUUGUCAUGGCAUCGGGGCAAGUGUUUCUGGAAAACCAUAGAUUGAGAAAUGUGAUGAACUCCCUGAAAGUGGCUAUGGUCAAAGUCUAUGCUCCUGGGAUUGGAGAGUUCAUUAGCAACCAGUGGGUCCCAGAAGAGUUGCAGGAAGUCGGAAGUGACUGGUUCGUGCUUUCCACAUAUGAAGAUUUUGACAGUUUCCUUGCAGAGUUGGAGAGAGGGACUCUGAGUGAUUCAGCUGAAAACAUUCCAGCUGAAGCACCAGAGCACAGAAACACUAAUGACCGUGGUGAUGGCAAGCUCCCUUCCUGGAUGGAGGAGGACAAAGAGGAGGAGGAGGAAAAUGGCUUGCCUUCUGGGAGAGAGAUUGCUUUUAUUCUGGAUGGAUCAGGGAGCAUUGAGCCAGAGGAUUUUGAAAGAGCAAAAGCAUUCAUCCACAAGAUGAUGAAAACACUGUAUCAGAAGUGCUUUGAGUGCAAUUUUGCAGUGGUUCAGUAUGGGUUUGAAAUCAGAACGGAGUUCGACCUGCGAGAAAACUGGGAUCCUCGUGCCACCCUCCAGAAAGUACUUGAUAUUGUGCAGGUGUGCAAUGUGACAAAAACAGCAUCUGCCAUGCAGCAUGUCCUGGAUUCUAUCUUCAGUGAAAGUCAUGGGUCCCGCAAGGAUGCAGCCAAGGUCAUGAUUGUGCUUACAGAUGGGGAAAUACUCCUGGAUGAAAUGAACUUGACAACAGUGAUAAAUUCACCCAAAAUGGCAGGAAUUGAGCGCUAUGCCAUUGGGGUGGGAGAUGCCUUCAAAAAACCAAAGGCGCUAAAUGAAUUGCGGCUAAUUGCAUCUGGUCCAGAUGACACUAAUGUAUUUCAGGUGACCAAUUAUUCAGCAUUAGAUGGGCUGCUUUCAACCCUGCAGCAGAGUAUUAGUGGUAUAGAAGGUACGCAGGGUGAUGCUAUGGAAUAUGAGCUCGCACAAGCUGGUUUCAGUGUGCAGAUCUUGGAUAAGCAAGUCUUAAUGUUAGGGGCAGUGGGGGCCUUUGACUGGUCUGGUGGAAUUCUGCUGUAUGAUCUGGCAACCAAGACUGCUGUUUUCCUGAAUGAAUCUAAAGAAGAAGCCCAGAAAGCAAAAUACAGUUACCUAGGAUACAGCGUGGCAGUGGUACGCACAGAAUACGGACCCUUGUACGUGGCCGGAGCUCCACGGCACAGCAUGAGCGGGAAGGUGCUGGUGUUCCAGGACAGACACUUAAAACAAACCCUGCAAGGAGAACAGGUUGGCUCUUAUUUUGGCUCCGUGCUCUGCCCAGUUGAUGUGAACCACGAUGGGGUGACAGAUCUUCUCCUUGUUGGAGCUCCAUUUUAUCACAUUCGAGGGGAAGAAGGAAGGGUUUACGUCUAUCGCCUGGAGACAGAGACUGGUUCAUUCACCAUGAAAGGACACUUAAAUGUGCAGGUGACCUCUCCUUUGGCAAGGUUUGGGUUUACGGUGGCCAGCAUUGGAGACAUCAAUGGGGAUGGAUAUGAGGAUGUUGCUGUUGGAGCCCCGCUUGAAGAUCGGAUUUCACACAGUUCCUCUUUUGGCAGCAUUUACAUCUUUAAUGGUGAUAAAGACGAGAUCAGGAGCGCUUUUUCUCAAAGAGUAAAAGCCUCUGAAAUUUCUCCAGGACUCCAGUAUUUUGGACAGUCCAUUGGUGGUGGCUUUGAUUUCACUAACGAUGGCCUCCAAGAUAUUACAGUAGGAUCACUGCAGAACGUGGUUGUGCUCCGCUCGAGACCAGUUGUCCACUUUCUCACCAGCAUGAAGUUCGCCCCUGAGAGAAUCCUAAUUUUCCAAAAUAACAGCAUUGUUACAGCAAAACUGUGUUUCGACACAAUCUCAGCUUUACCAGUGUCGCAACAAGUGUUUUCACAGUUAUACAUUCUCUACACGGUGGACUUAGAUGUGAAAAUGGCACAGAGGAGAGUACAGUUUGAAGAUGGGAACACCACAACAAGUGGAAAGCUGUUGGUCAGCAAGCGUGUGUGCGCUGAGCUGCCGCUUUAUGUGCUGCCAUGUGCCUAUGACUGUUUUUCCAGCGUUUUUCUGAGAGUUAAACAUGAGCUCUAUAAGGAAAAUGAUAACACGGAAUUUGCUGUACCUGUGCUGGAUAGAUACAAGCCAUCAGAAAUGCAUUUUGAGUUGCCUUACAAGAAGGACUGCAACAAGACCAUCUGUACUGCUGAUUUAACUUUGACGAGUCAGAUUCAAAAGGAAUUAGUGGUGGGCCACACUAAAGAAGUGACCAUGAAUGUUGCACUCACCAACAGCGGAGACGACUCAUACAUGACAACUAUGACCUUGAGCUAUCCUAAAAACCUGCAUUUUAAGAAAGUGACUGUUGAGCCAUCCUCUCCUGCUAUUCACUGUGGCAAACCAAUACCAUUAACUUCUGUAGUCUUAUCCUGCAACUGCAGAAUUGGACAUCCAGUAUUCAAGAGGACAACUGCAAAUUUUUCAGUGAUUUGGCAAUUGGAUGAAAGCAUAUUCCAAAAUAACUCUGCAGUCACCAUUAAUAUCACCAACAUAAAUGAAAAUAGCACCAUUCUGACUGAAGAACACGUCCUUGAUGUCAGAUAUGCAUUCACUGCAGUCCUUACCAAACCAGUUUCUUUAAUGUACGUGAAUGUUAGCGAAGGACUUCUUCAAAACAAAGAAUUCAAAUUUAAUGUAAUUGGAAAAAAUCGCUUUAACGCUACCAUCGAAUUAGAGAUCUGCGUUCCUAUCAGGAUACAAGGUCACAACAUAAUAACGGUCAAAAAUGCAUCAGGAACACAGGUACUGUUUCUUAUUUCUUCCUUAAUCCAAUAUCCCUUCACUGGUCAUUACACAGAAAAAAAAAUAUUAUUGCAGAUUAGGCUGUUUUGGUCCAAGAGCACCACCGGCAUAAGCUGGUGCUUCUUAGUUUUGCCUCUCUUACAACGCAAGCUUCCUUUUGCUGAAUCUCUCCUCAGCUCAUCACAGGGCUCAGCAGCAGCAGCACCGUCACACGGUGCAGGGUGCUGCAGCUCUCCGUUAACGGGGCGCGGCGCUGCGCGAGGGGUGGCUGGGGCCUUCCGUGGGGACAAGGGGCUUCGUGCCCGGCAGGGUCCCCGCGCCGACGCCCUCAGAAGCCUGCGGGACUUCUGCAACACCGAGCCCGGCUCGCCGCAAUCUGCCGUGCCGUUCGGACAGGACCAUCCAGCCCGCUCUUCCCUCAGGCCGUCAGCCCCCGGUAGCGGCGGGAGCUGCUCCGGCUCUCCCCAGGGCGCCUCCGGCGAGCUCGGGGCGCUGCCGGCGGGCUCUGGCGGCUGCCUGCGGGGCGAGGAGCAGCGCUCCGAGCUGCCGCCCAGCCCCGAGCCGCCCUCCAGGCUGGUGUUGAGGAGGAAGGAGCUGAGCUCGGCCCGCGGCGCCCGGCGGCGCGGCGGCGGCCAUUGCGGGGUGCUGCACAGCAGCGGGCGCCGCGCCCCGCAGGGCGCCCCCUGGCGGCGGGCGGUGCCGCACGGGGACGGCGAGGGCGAGGAGGCGGCCGCUCGUCCCCGCCGGCGGUUCUCCUUCCCCGCGGCGCUCCCGCGGCGGCUCCGCAAGCACCAGGGGCGGGCGGGGAGCUUACCCAAGGGCUUUCGGCGGCGUUUGCCGGGCGGCGAGAAAUCGGGGUCGUCCGAGGGGAGCGCGGAGAGGGCGCUGGAACCGGCGCUGGAGCCGGCCGAGGAGACGACCGAGUGCGGGGUCGGCGGUGAGGGGGCGCCGGAGCUCCGGGAGCACUCCGGCGGCACGGAACCGGAGGGCGUUCGGGACGUGGAGUAUCAGUGCGUGCACUGCUCCCUCCGCACCGACGGAGACGACGUCACCGUGACAGCAGAAUUGUCUUUAAGCCACUCGUACCAGUUCUUUAAAAGCAGGACUGUUCUGCCUGUCCCUGGGAAAAUCACCUUCAACAGAGAACUGUAUCUGGGCCUGAAAGAAGAGUAUCAUAACGCUGAGAUUACUCUUGUCUUCCUGAAAGACGAAGUGGUUAAUACCUUGCCUGCUAUCCUAGGAAGCUGUGUUGCUGGACUUCUCUUGCUGGCGCUCAUUAUUCUGCUCCUUUGGAAAUGUGGCUUUUUUAAAAGAAAAUAUAAAAUUAUGAUGGCACAAGAAGAUAAUUCCUGAAGACUAAGCUGGCCAAAGCUGAAAGCUCUGUAUUCUUUCACUGGCUUUUUGGAAAUAGCAGUCGAAGCCUGGCUAAGAUGCAAAACAAUUCCUGCUCCCUGCUAGAGCUAUGUCACUCCAGAUCUUGGGACUCUCCCAAACUGCUGUUUUGACCGUAGCGGCCCAGCUUUUCUGGGCAACCCACUUGCCUGUUUGUUUAAUUUGAGCUGACUGUUCAUCAUAGAGGGACCGUCUGGUAUUGAUAAACCAGAGUCCCCAUGAGGAAUUUUGCCUUAAUGUAGAUAUGCUAGGAAAAGUCAUCCUGGAGCCUGUUAGAUCUGUGUAUUGGAUUGCAGUCUUAGUUGCCGUGAUGCUGAGUGGCUUUUAAAUUGAUUUUAGUACUGAGUAGCUUCAGAAUAGAUUGAAAUAGAAAUCAAUUAGGGGAAGCUUCCCUUCCUGCUAUUGCUGAUGAAAAUGGAGAGACAAACAUUUUGCAUAUAUGUACACACACACAAAUUUGUGCAUUUUAAUACAGUAAACUAUGUCCCUUGAUGUCCCUGGUUCUUGGAAUCAGAAGCGUGUGUAUGUGGCAAUUAGUUUUUUGCACCUCACAAUCUCAUUUCCGAUUUCCCAUUUUCAGCUCUUUCAAGUGCUGACUUGGUCACAAAUAAAAACUUGUAUCGUGGGCUUCGUUGCCAGUUCAGACAGAGUCCUAUAUCAGGAGGUAUGUCCCCAGGUCAGCCUGGUUCACCACACCUCUUCUGAAGAAGCCGUGUUCGACUCAAGGGCAGAGCCAAGCAGUGAACUGCAGUGCCAGCUGCAGCAGUGUCGCUGUUCACCCCACUGGGUGUCUGGCAGAAAGUAAUGUGAAUCACAGGCGACCUCAGUGUAUCAGCUGCAGAUUAUCAGUAAAUGCAAUUUAUAGGCUUGGGGGAAAGAAGGUGCCUAGCUGAACCCUGUGGCUGGCUUUAGCACCAGGUGUUUUCCUUCCUGAGCAACAAAAUGAUCUUAGGACCCCUCAGGUGCUUGCUAUUUUUAAAGGAUGAGUCCAGACACUUGGCACUGUUCCGCUCUUUGGCUUUCUCUGUCACGAACUGUAGUUGUUUUACUUCUGCCGUGUUUGGCUAACCAUAAACCCCACAAAUAUAAUGUGUGUUAACACACAGCAGUAGAUUAAACAUAAAUUUUUUCAUUCAGACCUUCAAAAGGCAAAAAGUUCUUGUCUUUGGCUUAACCAGUAUUGCCUGAUGGAAAGCUAAAGUUAACAAGCAAACUGGCCUUCGUUGACGUUUCCUUGUAAAAUUCCUGUCUGGUACUCGGGCAUUGCUGUUAAUACAGGCCUUCCAGAGAUCACCUUUGUGAUGGGAUGGGCAUCCUGCAGGCUGUACAACCCUGGGUGUGCCCCUGGUCUAAAUUUGGCUCACAAACAGCUAGAAGUUAAAGGCACUAAGCACGCUGGCCUGCCUGCUGAGGACAAAAGUAAGAGGUACCACAGCAAGAUACUGUUUGAGGAGUGUAGGGCCCUCGUGUGACUUUCAGCCAUACAAGAGAGGUGCAGAGAUCUCACGCUGUUAUCCAGCUCGAUCAGCAUCUGCAGCCAUUCUUCUGGCUUGAAUCUCUUUUUCUCUCCCCCCUGGUGCGUUGUAGAGUUCCUUGGAGCUGCAUACAGAGAGUGGGUCGCUCCAGACCUGAUUGCAAGUGCCAGGGACUGAGGAAGUGAGACUUCCUAGGUGGGAGCUCGGAACCUCCUGUGUCAGCUUUUUUGUCAUAACAGCUCCAUACUGCUUGGAAAGAAAUGUGCUUUGCCUGGUCUGAAUGGCUUUAUUGUCACCCCCCUUUGCAUAAAUCCUUUUUUGUAGCUUUUUUUUUAUUGCAUCUUCAUUGGAAAUAAAUUCUUGCAAGAGAA
Molecule: messenger RNA, 7031 nt
Organism: Phalacrocorax carbo (great cormorant)
Lineage: Eukaryota; Metazoa; Chordata; Aves; Suliformes; Phalacrocoracidae
Source: RefSeq, a predicted model, not a curated record